UCAAACAAUUAGUUCUUACCUUAGAUAGACUAUAGUCCUUGUAUAAAUCUAGGUUUUGUACUGUAAAGCAAUUAUCAAAUUCAAACAGAUUAUUCCAAUCUCUUCCUCUGUUCUUUAAACAGAUCAAGAAAGAAGGAGAAGCCAGAGAGAUCGAGAUGGAGAGCCAGAAGAAGAUGAUUGUUGUUUUUGGGUUAGUUGCUGCUGUGUUUUUACAGUGUGUGGCGGCGGAGACAUCGCAUGUGGUGGGAGAUAGCGUAGGCUGGACCAUACCACAGAACGGCGCACAAGAGUAUGUCACAUGGGCGUCUGGUCAGAAGUUCGUAGUUGGUGAUGCUCUGGUUUUCAGCUUCGCGACAGGCACACACGACGUGGUGGAAGUACCCAAAGCAUCCUUCGACUCUUGCAGCUCCACCAACCCAAUCGGCAGCACCAUCACCACCGGCACGGCCAACAUCACUCUCACCUCCUCCGGCGAACACUACUACAUUUGUACUUUCGGCCGCCAUUGCGAGUCCGGCCAGAAGCUCGCCAUCACCGUCUCAGCAUCCGCCACAUCACCCGGAGCCUCCCCUUCUGCACCAUGA
Molecule: messenger RNA, 584 nt
Organism: Rosa chinensis
Lineage: Eukaryota; Viridiplantae; Streptophyta; Magnoliopsida; Rosales; Rosaceae
Product: umecyanin-like
Exons: 2
Coding region: 156-584 (142 amino acids)
Cellular component (GO): plasma membrane
Molecular function (GO): electron transfer activity
Source: RefSeq, a predicted model, not a curated record